Molecule: messenger RNA, 885 nt
Organism: Aspergillus vadensis CBS 113365
Lineage: Eukaryota; Fungi; Ascomycota; Eurotiomycetes; Eurotiales; Aspergillaceae
Product: Zn(II)2Cys6 transcription factor domain-containing protein
Exons: 4
Coding region: 1-885 (294 amino acids)
Biological process (GO): regulation of DNA-templated transcription
Molecular function (GO): DNA-binding transcription factor activity, RNA polymerase II-specific; zinc ion binding
Source: RefSeq, a predicted model, not a curated record
AUGCGCACAAUGACGGCACGCCAAUCAUCACCUACAUCCGACCACUCACAUUCGGACGGUAAUGUCCGCAAGAGGGUCUGUAAGGCAUGCGAUCGGUGUAGACUGAAGAAAUCCAAGUGUGACGGAUCCAACCCAUGUGGUCGGUGCAGGACAGAUAAUGCCAUCUGUGUCUUUGGCGAGAGGAAGAAGGCUCACGACAAAGUGUACCCCAAGGGAUAUGUCGAGAUGCUUGAACAACAACAAACGUGGCUGGUCAAUGGCCUGCAAGAAAUGUACCGUCGCGCCUUGGAGGGCGAAGGCUGGCCGGGAGAGCCCUUGAAAUGCGAGCCCAACGGCCAUCCUCUAACACACGAUCUGCUUACGCGACUUGGCGCCUUGGACCAGACCAAGGGUGAGCGCUUCGAAGAGAAUACUGAGGCUAUGCAGCAAGAUCUCUGGAGGCAGAAUUCCGGACACAUGCAACGCCAGGAGUCAUCCGACGGUAGCUCAGAAAGUGCGCAGUCGCCUAUCAUGCCCUCCCGCUUCUCAGACCCCACACUGUCUCAAACGCAAGGACCCACCAUCAAAUCAGAGCCUCAAAUGGCACCGACGAAUCCCGCCUUCGUUGCGCCCAUGACUAUGCAAGGCGUCGUGAAUCCCCUCGCCCUCCAGACCCCGCAACAGUGGCCCAACAAUAACUUUGGCGCUUUCGACGAUAUGGAUCUAAUAGGUGCAUCCGAUUAUACGAAUCUGUCCUUUGACGAUCAGGUUCCCUCGCCGAUGUUCAACCGUCAACUACCAAUGAGCUGCAUGCUUUCCUCUUCGUCGUAUAUGGACACCAAAGGCGACUAUGAAGACAUCAAUCAGUUCUUGAAUGCCAAUGCGCCCGAGAUCGCAUCGACCUGA